GGUUUCCACAGCCUAGAAGGACCGAAACGGCAUUUCCGGGAAGAUGGCGGCGCACAGGUCAGACUUGGCACAUGUUUCCGCGGAGAGGAUCCGGCAAUGACGGAUGAUAUCACCUCCUCGUCCCUAGUGAGAGUCUGCGGACAGAGACUUUUUUCUCACCAUGAGUAUCACUCCGGAGGUCAAGAGUCGUGGGAUGAAGUUUGCCGAGGAGCAGCUGCUAAAACAUGGAUGGACUCAAGGCAAAGGCCUGGGCCGGAAGGAGAAUGGCAUCACUCAGGCCCUCAGGGUGACGCUGAAGCAGGACACUCACGGGGUGGGACACGACCCUGCCAAGGAGUUCACAAACCACUGGUGGAAUGAGCUCUUCAACAAGACUGCAGCCAACUUGGUGGUAGAAACUGGGCAGGAUGGAGUACAAAUAAAGCACCGUUCUAAGAAGACCACCCGUCAUAACCAUCCCAAGCCCAACUUGCUGUAUCAGAAGUUUGUGAAGACGGCCACGCUGACUUCAGGUGAAGAGAAGCCAGAGAGGGACAUGGAGAGCUGCAGCGAUGACGACAAGCAGGGGCCCUCGCCCCCACAGAUCCUGACUGACGAAAUGCUGCUCCAAGCCUGUGAGGGGCGGACGGCACACAAGGCUGCCCGUCUUGGGAUCACAAUGAAAGCCAAGCUCGCUCGGCUAGAGGCCCAGGAGCAGGCCUUCCUGGCUCGUCUCAAAGGCCAGGACCCUGGGGUCCCUCAACCACAACUCCCUCAAAAAAGGAAAAAGAAAAGGAAGCAGAAGGAAGAGGAAGAGCCUACAGUAUCUGAAAGGAAUGUGGGUGAGAAGCACCCAGAACACACCAACCAGAGCAUCAAGACAAGCAAGAAGAAACGGCGACAUCAGGAAGGAAAGGUCUCUGAUGAGAGAGCGGGAAUAGCCACAGGGAACAAGGAGGAGGAGGCGGCUGCAGAAGCAAGUGGACUCAGGGCAGUGAAGAGCAGAGAACAAACUGGUCAGUCCCCUAGGAAAAAGAAGAAGAAGAGGCAGCACCAUGAGGAGAAGCUGCAGGCCUUGGAUAAAGAGGAAAGAGGCAAGGAGGCCGCAGGCAGGACCAAGGAGCUGGCAAGCAGAGCAUACACAGAUCCUGGCAGCAAAUGCAGGAAGAGGCGGCAGCAUGAGGACCUGAGCUUUGAGGAUGAAAUUGCAGAAACUCUUAGAUGGUGGUGGCAGGGAUGCAGAAAGCAGAGCAUGCAGUGA
This is a messenger RNA of Carlito syrichta (Philippine tarsier), 1240 nucleotides long. RefSeq names its product G-patch domain containing 4 (gene GPATCH4). Gene Ontology annotation, cellular component: nucleolus. Gene Ontology annotation, molecular function: nucleic acid binding. The record is from RefSeq and is a predicted model, not a curated record. Lineage: Eukaryota; Metazoa; Chordata; Mammalia; Primates; Tarsiidae. Gene Ontology annotation, biological process: regulation of ribosome biogenesis.